Pimephales promelas (fathead minnow) is the source of this 3628-nucleotide messenger RNA. It is a transcript of the gene tm9sf5, whose product is annotated as transmembrane 9 superfamily protein member 5. Gene Ontology annotation, biological process: protein localization to membrane. Gene Ontology annotation, cellular component: membrane. The record is from RefSeq and is a predicted model, not a curated record. Lineage: Eukaryota; Metazoa; Chordata; Actinopteri; Cypriniformes; Leuciscidae.
UCCACAGUAAGGAAGUGAUACUAAUACACUUUCUUGAGUCUGUAGUAACUGCGAGCUCGUUGUCUUAGUGAUUUUCUUUGUGAAUUUUUGCCAGUUAGUUUUAUGUUUUAUAAAUCAGAAACCUCAUAAGACGCUGGUUUGAAAUAUGAAGUCUUUAAAUCCGAGUUUUAUUUUUAGUUUAACUCUACUCAGCUCAAGCGUUGGAUUCUACCUUCCGGGUUUAGCGCCAGUCAGUUUUUGUGAGAAAAACUCGAAGGGAGAUGCGGGGGAAUGUCAGUCUGAGAUACAGCUGUUUGUGAAUAGACUGGACUCUGUGGAAUCAGUCCUGCCUUACGAAUAUGAUGCGUUUAACUUUUGCAAAGACGAGAAUGAAAGAAGGCCCUCAGAGAACCUUGGGCAGGUGUUGUUUGGAGAAAGAAUAGAGACAUCACCUUACAAGUUUUCAUUUAAGGCUGACAAGGCAUGUGAGAAGGUCUGCACCAUAGUGUAUGAAAAUACAAAAGAAGACAAGUUAAAGUUGGACUUUCUAAAGAGAGGAAUGGAGCUGAAUUACCAGCACCACUGGAUUGUUGACAACAUGCCCGUAACAUGGUGUUAUUUGGUGGAAGACGGGCAGCAAGUCUGCAACCCAGGAUUUCCCAUUGGAUGUCUAGUAAACCAAGAAGGAAACCCAAAGGACGCCUGUGUUAUCAAUGCUGACUUCAACAGAAAGAACACUUACUAUGUUUUCAACCAUGUGGACAUCACCAUAAGUUACCACAGCGAAGAUGAAACGACUGGGAUGGGAGCUCGACUUGUGGCGGCUAAACUGGAACCUAAGAGCAUCAAGCAUGGUGAUAAUGAUCAUCCGACCUGUGAAGGUGCUCCCAUGGACAUUCCAGCAGAUUCCAGCAGUAGUCUCAAAGUGACCUACACUUAUUCAGUUAAAUUUGAGCAAAAUAAUAACAUUAAGUGGGCUUCUCGAUGGGAUUACAUUUUGGUUUCCAUGCCUCACAGCAACAUCCAGUGGUUCAGCAUCAUGAACUCUUUGGUUAUUGUGCUCUUCUUGUCUGGCAUGGUGGCCAUGAUCAUGCUUAGAACACUGCACAAGGAUAUUGCCCGGUACAACCAGAUGGACCAGGCAGACUGGGUUAAGAUCCCUCCAGCUGCAAACAUUACCUAUGAGGAGGCCCAGGAGGAGUCUGGCUGGAAGCAGGUUCAUGGUGAUGUGUUUAGGCCUCCCAAAAUGGGCAUGCUUCUGUCUGUCUUCCUCGGACAGGGCUGUCAGAUCUUCAUCAUGACCUUCAUCACCCUUUUCUUGGCCUGUCUGGGCUUCCUGUCUCCAGCCAACAGAGGGGCUCUCAUGACCUGUUCGGUGGUGUUGUGGGUUUUGCUUGGCACACCUGCUGGAUAUGUGUCUUCCAGACUCUAUAAGACUUUCGGUGGUGAAAAAUGGAAAACAAAUGUCCUUCUCACCGCCCUUUUGUGUCCUGGGAUUGUGUUUGUGGACUUUUUCCUGAUGAAUCUGAUCCUGUGGGUAGAGGGCUCCUCUGCUGCUGUUCCCUUUGGUACACUCGUGGCCAUCCUGGCGCUGUGGUUUGGCAUCUCUGUUCCUCUCACUUUUUUGGGUGCAUACUUCGGCUUCAAAAAACCAGGCAUCGAGCCUCCUGUGAGAACAAACCAGAUCCCACGCCAAAUUCCUCAGCAGUCAUUCUUCACCAAACCUGUGCCGGGCAUUAUCAUGGGUGGCAUCCUGCCCUUCGGCUGCAUCUUCAUCCAGCUCUUCUUCAUCCUCAAUAGCAUUUGGUCUCAUCAGAUGUAUUACAUGUUUGGCUUCCUCUUCCUGGUCUUCAUCAUCCUGCUCAUUACCUGCUCUGAGGCCACUGUUCUGCUCUGCUACUUCCAUUUAUGUGCAGAGGAUUAUCAUUGGUGGUGGCGAUCAUUCCUGACCAGCGGUUUCACGGCAGUCUAUCUGUUUGUCUAUGCAGUGCAUUACUUCUACUCAAAACUACAAAUUAUAGGGAUGGCAAGCACCAUCCUCUACUUUGGCUACACCUCGAUCAUGGUGCUCAUUUUCUUCAUUUUCACAGGUACUAUAGGCUUCUUCGCCUGCUACUUGUUUGUAAAUAAAAUCUACAGUGUGCUGAAAGUGGACUAAGGGAAGGACUUUUUGGAGAUCACAUCAACUUUUUACAGAUCAGCUUUCAUGUUGAAUUUUAAAGAGACAUUUAAAUGAAGGGAGGAAUCAGAGGAUUUUUGUUUUCCUGAUCUGCUGGUGUGUGGCUCAAUUGUAAUUCAAUGAUCUGCAGUAUGUGUGCGUGUGAACUCCAAAGACCCCAUUUCAGUGCUUUAUUUAUCUCGCAUUGCCUAUGACUUUAUUCCAGCUAAACCCACUGUGAUGAGAGCAGAAGCCCAUAUCUUUAAACAUUAAGUUCUUUUUAUGCUUUUACUUUGACUGGGGUGUAUGUUUUACUUGCUUUGUUUUAUUUCAUCAUCAAUUCAUUGUGUAUAGAAUUUGUUUUGAAAGACCAGAUGGGACACAGAUUGGGGUGCAGUCAUAUUUACCUUUGUAUGGUGAAAUUCUGUGGGCUUAAUGCGGUCGUGUUAAUAGAAAACCAGGCAAUAUUGAAUUUCACAUCAGAUUCAAAUUUGUUCAUUUGAAACACUCAAAUUCACUGCUUAGUUUGAACCUGUGAGUAAGCAGUGUCGCUACACUGAUGAAAAUGUAUAAUGGACCUUCUUUGCCCAUCAAAACUACCAUUUUACUGUUGCUAACCUAAAUUUCGCAGGCAAAACCCAGUCAUUUCAAUAGGAAUCUGUACGAUCUGGAGUUUAAUGUAAAGGCAAAAAGGUAUCUCACCCAGGUUUCUCUCAUGUUCACAACAGAAAGAUGUUUGACUUCAGUAUGAGCAGUGCUUCAUACAUAUGUACACUGUUUACAAUGGCCAUGUUUACGCUAAUGUGACUGCACUAGUUUGACAUUAACCGCUUCUCAAGCAAAACUUGCUCUGGCAAUAUCCAGUAAUUUCAAAUAGAAUCCAUGCAAUCAGGAGUUUCUCGUGUGGCUGAAAAAGUACAUAUUUAGCUUGUGUUGAAGUUGGCCAUGCUAAUUUUCUGUGUUGACCAAAAAAAGCAGCUUGAUUUGAAAGUGAAUUCUAUGUGAGCGAUACAUCGCUACGUUACUGACAAUGAAUCUCCGCAGCCGCAAAUUUCACUAAUGUGACCGCAGUAACCAGACCACAGUAACCUCUCUAAUUUCACCUAUUGGUGGAUAUCAGUAAUAAUUGUUACUAUGUUUUUAAUAGAAUACAACUAUUUUGUUCCAUGCGUUGUAUAGUUUUAUUUUGCUGACAAAUUUGCUUUUAUGGAGUAUGGAUCCCGGGAAAUGGGAUGGUUAAGAAGAACUUUUUUUGCUUGAUGGUGGAUUUUUAUACAAGUAAUAAUAUCUAAAUAAUGGGAGCUAUUUAGUGAUUUUGUUCUUUGUAAAUUAUUUAAAUGUCAUUACUUAAAACAGGUGUACACAUCUUUUUUCAAUAACUUUAAUUUGAAACCCACAGAAUGUACUGAUCAAGUCUUAUGAGGUAUACAUAAACAUUCUUCACCAUGUUAUAACAAAAGAAAAAUAAAGCACAAAGUACAUUACAAAAAA